Messenger RNA from Cajanus cajan (pigeon pea), 1464 nucleotides. The record is from RefSeq and is a predicted model, not a curated record. NCBI's taxonomy places the organism in Eukaryota, Viridiplantae, Streptophyta, Magnoliopsida, Fabales, Fabaceae.
GAAUCUGCGUCAUCUGGGACACAGAGGCGAAACGGCACCGUUUGCUGUGUCGUUGGUUCCACCAAUUUGCACUUUGCAGUUGCUUGCUUCCGUUCCAACCUCCAACCCAAUCCACUAUAUUUUAUCUAUUCUAUUCUCUUUCCCUCACCAACACAACACAUUACACACGCCAUUUCUCUCUAAGUCUUCUCUCCCCCUCACCCCACUCCUUCGCCACCCAACCCCAAACGACGCCGUCUCCACUUCUCUCAUGUAACCGCCGUUCCGGGACACAAAAACAAACUUCCGUUGUUCUCGUUCGUUUUUUUUUGUCCGGUUCGGUUUUUUUAGAUGGAUCGGGCGGCGUUGACGAUUGGACCGGCCAUGGACAUGCCGAUCAUGCACGACAGCGACCGUUACGAUCUGGUCCGCGACAUCGGGUCGGGGAAUUUCGGCGUAGCGAGGUUGAUGCAGGAUAAGCAAACCAAGGAACUCGUUGCCGUGAAGUACAUCGAAAGGGGUGAUAAGAUUGAUGAAAAUGUAAAGAGGGAAAUCAUUAAUCACAGGUCUCUCAGACAUCCUAACAUUGUUAGGUUUAAAGAGGUUAUUUUAACACCUACUCAUCUUGCUAUUGUAAUGGAAUAUGCAUCUGGAGGAGAGCUCUUUGCGAGAAUCUGCAAUGCUGGACGUUUUACUGAGGACGAGGCUCGAUUCUUCUUUCAGCAACUCAUAUCUGGAGUCAGCUAUUGCCAUGCUAUGCAAGUAUGUCAUCGGGACUUAAAGCUGGAAAACACUUUGCUGGAUGGAAGCCCGGCACCUCGUUUGAAGAUAUGCGAUUUUGGGUACUCCAAGUCUUCAGUGCUUCAUUCACAACCAAAGUCAACUGUGGGAACUCCCGCAUAUAUUGCUCCAGAAGUAUUGCUGAAACAAGAGUAUGAUGGCAAGGUAGAGUUUUUACUGUUUAAUUGGCAUUGUUCUGUUUCUGUAGAUCUAUUGAUGUCAUAAUUAAAUGAACAAUUUUUUUGUGUAUUUAUCAUCAUUUUUGAGCUGGCUAAUUCUUGACUUUUCAUGUUAUAAGGAUCUAAAGCGAUGAUAUUUUCUAGUUUUUUCACCCAGUCCAAUGGUCAUUUUGGUCUGCACUCCAAAAAAAGGUCAUUUUAGGUUUUUGGCUGUCAUUUCCAUGUAAUUUAGGUCCUGAAGGCACUAGCUCAAAAUCUAUACUUAGAAAGGGAACAUAAAAACUUCAAAUUUAAAGCCAUGUCCAUGAUGGACACAUCUCAGAUGCUUCAAAUACCUUUGUCAUCGCCAUGUAUUUUACAAUUAAUCGUAGUCUUUUUAUUAUGUCUACAGUGACCCGUGCUGAUUUAGAAUAUUAAUUUACUCUGAAUUAUGUCCUAUGUUGUUAAAAUUUGUUGUAUCCUUGUGUCCCUUGUCAUAUCCAUACAUUUUAGACUAUCUAGUUAGUUGACACUUAACAUUCUACAG